AUGAUAACCACGAUUCUCUCACUACUUGCCCUUGCGCUAUCGACAUUAGCAUGGGAUGUAGCCUAUUUCCCGACCGCGCACAAAAUCGGCCACACUUACACCGGCUCCGGAUCCCAGCACUGUCGAUCUGUAUCUUUUCCAAAGGGUGGCUUCGUGAUGGCGCGGAAAUUGGCGGAAUACGAGGACGUUAUUGCUUUCGAUGAUGAUAUGUGCACUGGGAAAAAUGUUCCGUUGAAUUCUGUGUAUAAUGAUCAGCCUUUGCCGGUUGAAGUUAAGAGCUUUGUUGUGGUUGAUUUGAGGAGGAUGGAUGAUGAGGCAAUUUGA
This is a messenger RNA of Penicillium waksmanii, 324 nucleotides long. RefSeq lists its product as uncharacterized. The transcript has a single exon. Lineage: Eukaryota; Fungi; Ascomycota; Eurotiomycetes; Eurotiales; Aspergillaceae. The record is from RefSeq and is a predicted model, not a curated record. The coding region runs from base 1 to 324 and encodes 107 amino acids.